CGAUUGCACCAUGGUACAUGAGUAUAUAAAAGAAGACGGGCAAGUUACUGUCAUCCAUUCUGCACUGAGCAUCUGAGCCAUCACCAGACGUAAUCUUGCACCACUGCAUCUGAUUGCACUAGACGACAAGUGGAGUGUGUUGCACCAUGUCUGGCCAAGGGAAAGGAGCGAACUACGAUGACCUAUCAAGCGCAGGUUACACUUCCUCGGGAAUUCAAAAGGACUCGGUGGCCUCAGGGAUGAUGUCGCACGCUGAUCUGUCCGGCUCGGGCAAGGGCGUGGUUUCCUCCCUGCAGAGUGCCGGAGCCAGGGGCCAAGGCAUCUCUGGGUCUGACAUGAACCGGUCUGACCUGAGCAGUGCUGGCCUGAACCACGGUGGUGUGACCAAGGGCAGUGGAGGGGCCUCCAUGAUGAGCAGUGUGGACAAGUCGGGCACCGGGGAUGGUGUGAAGGCAUCCUUGCAGUCCGUUGGUGCCAAGAAGUAAAAUCUGGAAACCACUGCAGGCUGUGCCGAGAAGAGUAGCUGGUUCUGCAGCCUACAAAUAAUAAACCAGCAGACUGUAUCAUUGCCAUGAUUGCACACUAUAAUGUGGAUAAAUUUGUUAAGAGCCUUCUAUCAUUUUUCAAAUUUCAAUAAUUGUUCAAAUUUGUGCAUUUAUAAACCAAUGUAAAUUCACAAUAAAUAAAUGCUUCAG
Messenger RNA from Scylla paramamosain (green mud crab), 695 nucleotides. RefSeq lists its product as uncharacterized. NCBI's taxonomy places the organism in Eukaryota, Metazoa, Arthropoda, Malacostraca, Decapoda, Portunidae. The coding region runs from base 147 to 485 and encodes 112 amino acids. The transcript is spliced from 4 exons. The record is from RefSeq and is a predicted model, not a curated record.